AUGGUGUAUAUAUCUUUUUUUAUCUUUGCUACAUACACUGUCAUAUCAGUGACAGCCUUGGGUGCGCCUAGAAAUUUCAAAAAUGAAAAUAAAAGUCAAACAAGCCUUACAUUUUCGUGGCAACUUCCAUCAAAUGCUGGAAUAAACAUUAACAAGUAUUACAUAGAAUGUUCUAGAAGAAAUGACAAUGAAAUUAUAUGUGCAGAAUUUUCUGGAAAUCUAAGGAGAGGAACAGUCCAUGGACUAGCUGUAUACAGCAGUUAUUCUUGCAAGAUACAAGCUACAUCAACAGGAACUUGGAGUGCAUCAGUUAUCCAAAAAACAUUGAAAGGAGCACCAUGUUUGCAACCACUUGGAAUGGAAAACAAUGUAAUACCUGAUGAUCGAUUGACUUCAUCUGCUGCUGCUUCAAGUGAUAUGCAGAUUUCUUCUGUCAUGUUAAACAGUCCUUCCAAAUGGUGCAGUAUAAAUGCUUACAUUCAGAUUGAUUUGGGAAGAAUUAUGACAAUUACUGGUCUUGCAAUACAGGGUGAUACAGCAGGUGUGUCAAAUGUGAACAUCAAGUACGGUAUAAAGAGUCCAAGUGAUUUAGUUGAGUUGUGGGAGGAAAGUGGGGGACGGGUAAUAAGGAACUUUGCAUAUCCUGCAAGUAAAUACACAAAACGACAUUGGUUUGAGCAGGAUGCAUUUACUGUUCGUCAUAUUCGUAUUUCUCCAGUUGUGACAGAUCCAAACAAAGUUGUGUGUUUGAAAAUUGAAUUAUAUGGAUGUGCAGAAAUAAAGAUUGGAUGA
Molecule: messenger RNA, 792 nt
Organism: Hydractinia symbiolongicarpus
Lineage: Eukaryota; Metazoa; Cnidaria; Hydrozoa; Anthoathecata; Hydractiniidae
Product: lactadherin-like
Exons: 6
Coding region: 1-792 (263 amino acids)
Molecular function (GO): protein binding
Source: RefSeq, a predicted model, not a curated record